GUAGAAUUGAAUUGCCUCAACACAUUCGUUCCUUAUAAGAUAUACACAGAAUAUUGUGCAAGUCCCUUGCUUGGGAAGCCUGAGUCGAACUCUUUUUUUCCGUCAGUCAAAUUUCCUCUGCAUCUUAUAGGACCCUCCGCCUCGUGGUGUUCGCUGUCAAAAAAAGGUCAAGGCCAGUAGUGGAUUUUCUGCGGCUGUUUGUCCGGUCUUCGAUUGACACUAUACCUGCAAGUAGAACAUCCUCAGACUCAAGAUGACGACCAUGGAUUGGCUUGUCGGUAAUAAAUAUCGCGUUGAAAGCAAGAUUGGAAGUGGUAGUUUUGGUGACAUUUAUAUUGGUUUCAACAUCAUUUCAGGAGAAGAAGUUGCUAUCAAGCUUGAAAGCGUCAAAGCAAAACACCCCAGGCUCAAACAUGAAGCUCACGUUUACAAGCAUCUGGUCGGUGGUGUUGGUAUCCCCUUCGUGCAUUGGUUUGGUACCGAAUAUGGCUACGACGUUAUGGUCAUCGAUCUCCUUGGUCCUAGCUUGGAGGAUCUAUUCAACUUUUGCAACCGCAAGUUCUCGUUGAAGACUGUUCUGCUUCUUGCCGAUCGGCUCAUUUCUCGUAUCGAAUAUAUUCACUCCAAGUCCUUCAUUCACCGUGACAUCAAGCCCGAAAACUUCCUUACUGGUAUUGGAAAGUGCGGCAACCAGGUCAAUGUCAUUGAUUUUGGUUUAGCUAAGCUAUACCGUGACCCCAGGACUCACUCCCACAUCUCUUACAGUGAGAACAAGAACUUGACCGGUACUGCUCGUUUCGCCAGUAUCAACACACACAUGGGUGUCGAGCAGUCUCGUCGUGAUGACAUGGAGUCUCUAGGUUAUAUGAUGCUUUACUUCUGCCGUGGCUCCCUCCCUUGGCAGGGACUGAAGGCUACUACUAAGAAGCAAAAGUACAAAAAGAUAAUGGAGAAGAAGAAGACCACCCCCAUUGAGGUCCUUUGCCGUGGCUUCCCCAACGAAUUCGUCAUCUACUUGUACUACGCCCGCUCCCUCGGGUUCGACGACAAGCCUGACUACUCCUACCUCCGCAAGAUCUUCCGCGACUUGUUCGUGCGUGAAUCCUUCCAAGACGAUUACGUCUUUGACUGGACCGUGUACAAGUAUCAGAAGAACGCCGCCAUAAUUGUUGAUGCCAACAACCCCAGGAAAAAUAAGGAGACUAAGGAACAGCAAUGUCGUGCUACACAAGCCGCUCCAACUCUUCCCAAUCAGGUAGCUGCUAGGAACAGGAUAUGA
Molecule: messenger RNA, 1279 nt
Organism: Talaromyces stipitatus ATCC 10500
Lineage: Eukaryota; Fungi; Ascomycota; Eurotiomycetes; Eurotiales; Trichocomaceae
Product: serine/threonine-protein kinase vrk, putative
Exons: 3
Coding region: 254-1279 (341 amino acids)
Biological process (GO): peptidyl-serine phosphorylation; signal transduction; endocytosis
Cellular component (GO): nucleus; cytoplasm
Molecular function (GO): ATP binding; protein serine/threonine kinase activity
Source: RefSeq, a predicted model, not a curated record